GAAUUAUUCCAUGCGGACUGCCUAGAACAGCGAGAUAAGCCACUAACCCGACGUUAGUCUCCUUGAGAGGAACGCGUCUCCGAGUCGCGUUUACAGGGGUCCUGCGUAUAAGACAAUUCGGCAUUGAAUACUCAUGCGGCCUACAUGGGACAGCGAGUAUUCACCGGUUGUAUGUACUUGGUUUUUUUUGGGGGGGUGUUUUUUUUUGGUAGCCUCAAUUACUUCACUAUCUCGUGAUUGACAACCAACAACCCUCUUUCUGGAUAAUUGUAAACCUAUCUUCUGUUCCGCAGUUGGCCAUAGAAAGACCAUGGCGCGCACACGCUCCAGAGGCGGCGCAACCUCCGGGACCUCCAAGUCUACCACAAAAUCACAGCCAUCCUCCACCACAGAAUCGAGAUACACCCUGCCACCAGAAUCCGCGAACCCGCCUAAAAUCUUCAUCUUGCCCACGAGAGCCACCCCAGAAGCCCGCGUCGUCUCUCUGCUGAACCCACGCUAUGGCAAGCCCACCCGGUACCUGGCAUGUCCGGAGACGGGCAUCUACGAGUUUACCAAGAUCGCGGCGCCGCAAAGCACGCCGCGGAGCUGGCUGAUCGAAGAUGGCAGCAAGAACCAGGACUCGGCCUCGGCCUCGGCGGGCAAGGAAGAAGGAGAGGCUGCCCGAGACCCCGACGCCAACUUUGGCGCAUACGUAACAAAAGGGGCAGACCUGUUCAUCGCAACGCCCAUCGACCCCCUAUUCAUGGUCCUCCCAGCGCUGGUCGGACAACCCUCGACCUCUAGGCCGGAGAAGAAACUCUUCCUGACGAGCGACGAUCACUUCGAUGCGGUGGCGCGGGAGUCGUCGCCGCACUUCUCCGAGAUCCUGCGAUGGGGCACCUUGCGGCAGCUGCUGGAAUCGCGCAUGGCCGCCAUAUGCGACACGGUGGACGCCGGCGACGAGUCGAUGUAUAGGCUGAGCGAAGAGAAGCUUCUACAGAAGCUGCUGGACAAGGCGAGACAGGUGAGCAAAGACGGCCUGCCGACGAGUAUGGAGGAGAAGUUUGUCGCCAAGGCCCUCGAGGCACCCAUGCUCAGCGUGAAGAGAGAGGCUGCGCCGACGGGAAAGUGUGAGCCGGCCACGGAUUCGAGCGCUUCUACACCGAAAACCGAGGCGGUGGAGACCCAGUCGUCAGUCUCCUCCACAGACACUACCUCGACCCGAGUAUCGGAAGCGUCCACGGCUGCGACCUCGGUAGCGGCUGAGGAGGAAACAGUGGCUGCAGCCGAGGCCUUUGAGCUCAAACCCGCAAUAGUCGCUUCUUCGGAGAUCAUCUCACUACAGAGAUUGCGGGUAGCAUUUUCGUUUAUACUCUCGAGUUAUAUCGCACCGUCGCAAGCAUCUUCACUAAAAGCCCUGCUGCUGGAAAAGAAGGGCCUUGCCGACUUUGCGGCAUUGGAUGAGUACCUCGCCCAAGUUGCCAAGUUCAGACAAGACGCUGUAGCGUCGCGGUCUGUGGCAGACUACUCGCGGAAACGCGUGCUGGACGACGACGAGCUCGCGGAAAGGGCCGAAAAGAAGCGCAGGAAGGAAGAAGAGGACAAGCGCCAAAAGGCCGGAACGAGCAGAGGCGUGAAGAACCUGGGUAAAGUCAAUGUCGCCGGCAUGAAGAAGAUGAGCGACUUCUUUAAGAAGAAGUAAACAUCCGACGGAAGCAAGACCAGUUGGUCACAAAGCCAUGAGAAUGGCGCUUGGUGUCUAGGUCUCGUUAUGGCGUUGUCUAUGUCUGGGUAUAUAGUGUGUGGCUCU
This is a messenger RNA of Truncatella angustata, 1792 nucleotides long. RefSeq names its product ribonuclease H2, subunit B. Gene Ontology annotation, cellular component: ribonuclease H2 complex; nucleoplasm. Bases 311 to 1684 code for a protein of 457 amino acids. NCBI's taxonomy places the organism in Eukaryota, Fungi, Ascomycota, Sordariomycetes, Amphisphaeriales, Sporocadaceae. Gene Ontology annotation, biological process: RNA catabolic process; ribonucleotide metabolic process. The record is from RefSeq and is a predicted model, not a curated record. The transcript has a single exon.